CAUAUGAUAUGAUAUGAUAUGCAAAUACGCAAAACCAAAAGGACACAACAGCAAAACUGGAACCCCACGAAUGAUUAAACAACUCAGCAAAGCAACUAACACUUUCAAUUUUCAAACAAAAUAACAACAACGCAAAGAUUCGAAUCUUCCGUUUAGAACAUUCCAUCACAAGUAACAAUCUAACGGUUCAAAAUCCAACUAAGCUUCAACAAAAAUUCCAUAGCAUAAUUCCAGCAUCACCACAACAUUAAAACAAACGUUGUUCUUGCUAACUUCUUCUCUCUAAUUCUUCCUCGUAUUUCGACAACACUUCCACACCAAUCAUUUUUUUCACCUCUCUCUGCCGGAGAAACCUUGUUCCGGUGGUGGCGGGAACGAGGUUUGUUUGACCGUUAGGUGUGUCCACAUGGAGGUUUCAUACGUGUCACCGGAAAGCUCUAAGGUUGUGUCACCAAGAACACUAAGAAAGUCUAUAGUGGAAAAAGUGUUUGGAAAAUCGUAUUCCAUUAAAGGCAGUGGAAGCUUCAAGAAACGUAGUGAGUCUCAAAGUUCUAUCAAUGAAGAUAAUGAAGGUGGCAUGGAACUCAUGGAAAUUGGAGCAGAAAGAACAAAAAAUGUGUUGAUUCUCAUGAGUGAUACUGGUGGUGGACAUAGAGCUUCUGCUGAGGCUAUUCGUGAUGCUUUUCAAAUUGAAUUCGGUGAUGAAUACAAGAUAUUUGUUAAAGAUGUAUGGAAGGAGUAUACAGGGUGGCCAUUGAAUGAUAUGGAAGGUCAAUAUAAAUUCAUGGUUAAGCAUGUUCAGUUAUGGAAGGUUGCGUUUCAUAGCACUUCCCCUAAAUGGAUUCACUCUGUCUACUUGGCUGCCGUCGCUGCCUACUAUGCAAGAGAGGUGGAGGCAGGGUUGAUGGAAUACAAGCCAGAUAUUAUAAUCAGCGUCCAUCCCAUGAUGCAACAUAUUCCACUAUGGGUUUUGAAGUGGCAAGGUUUGGAAAAGAAAGUUAUUUUUGUCACUGUUAUUACAGACCUUAGUACCUGCCAUCCUACUUGGUUUCAUCCUUGGGUGAAUAGAUGUUACUGCUCGUCAGAGGAAGUGGCAAAAAAAGCCUUACUAGAGGGACUUGAGGAAUCUCAAACCCGAACUUAUGGCUUGCCAAUCCGGCCUUCUUUUGCUCGUGCAGUUCUUGUUAAGGAUGAACUAAGAAAAGAACUUAAGAUGGAUCCUGACUUGCCAGCGGUUUUACUGAUGGGAGGUGGUGAAGGAAUGGGUCCGGUCAAGAAAACUGCAAAGGCUCUAGCAGAAUCACUAUAUGAUAAAGAAAAUGAGAAACCAAUCGGGCAGAUUGUAGUCAUAUGCGGUCGCAAUAAGAACUUAGUAGCUUCUGUGGAAGCUAUCGAAUGGAAAAUACCAGUGAAGGUUAGAGGAUUUGAGACAAUUAUGGCCAAAUGGAUGGGAGCAUGUGACUGCAUCAUAUCAAAAGCUGGACCAGGAACAAUUGCAGAAGCAUUGAUCAGAGGUCUUCCUAUAAUCCUCAACGACUAUAUCCCUGGACAGGAAAAGGGUAAUGUGCCUUAUGUGGUAAACAAUGGAGCUGGUGUCUUCACUCGCAGUCCUAAGGAAACAGCGCGAAUUGUUGCAGGAUGGUUCACGACAAAACAGGACGAACUAAAGACAAUGUCAGAGAAUGCGCUUAAAUUAGCGAACCCUGAGGCUGUGUUUAACAUCGUGAGGGACAUUCAUGAACUUGCUAAGCAACGCGAGCCGGGGAACUUUCCUUACGAGUUGACCUCAUCAUUUACUAGCAUAAUCUAAUUGAUUGUUUAUCGGUUCAUCUUUCACCUUAGUUUUUUAUUUUAUUUUAUUUUUAGAAUUGACAUGUAUAGUGAAUUCUUCAAGUUACAUCAUUCUUUACCGUAUAGUGGCUUGCUUUUAGUAUCAUCAUAAGCUAAAAAUCUGGUAAACAGGCCAUUGUUUUAGGAGACUGGGAUUUAUUUAGGAUAUUUGUGGGAGAAGAUGGGUUUGUCUUGUAACUGUGACAUGGUUUCGCAUUCUAGUGUGUAUAUCAGGUUUUUCUUCUCCUUGGAACUCUAUACCUUAAAGAGUACAAGUUUUCAGCUAUUCCGCAGUACAAGAUAUCUUUAAGAAGCAUGUCAUAUCAAUUCUUACCUUCAAAACCUGAAUAGUUUGCAGUUA
This is a messenger RNA of Medicago truncatula (barrel medic), 2191 nucleotides long. Its product is annotated as monogalactosyldiacylglycerol synthase 2, chloroplastic. Gene Ontology annotation, molecular function: hexosyltransferase activity. The record is from RefSeq and is a predicted model, not a curated record. Gene Ontology annotation, biological process: glycolipid biosynthetic process. NCBI's taxonomy places the organism in Eukaryota, Viridiplantae, Streptophyta, Magnoliopsida, Fabales, Fabaceae. The coding region runs from base 407 to 1810 and encodes 467 amino acids. The transcript has 8 exons.